AUGACCAUGAACUCCCAGAAACAAAACCGCUGUCUCAGACUUACCAAAAUAUGCCUUCGCUGACUCCCUCGCCGCAUGAUAUGCGUACUUUCCCUUAUGAAACCAAAAAGCCCCCCUAUUCUAGGAAACCUUUCGGCCGGCUCGUCCCGUUAUGCACGACUUACGGCUGAAGUUCGUUGGCCCAAUGAAGGAGACAUAGUACUUGGGCAAUUUUACGUACGAAUCUCGCAGCCGCUAGGCUGUGGGGGGGUACGAAUGCGAGAGCUACGAGUAAUGUUCGUGCCCGAGGUUAAUUCGGCUGGGUAAAUACCCCCGCACAAGUCAAUGUUACGCGUACUCCCCAAAACUUUGGACGGGACUGGCAGCCAAGCUUGAGAUUAAUCGAAAUUGAGAGUCAGAAAGUUAUUCUUGGAAGAACGGUCCAGAUUGAGAUCGAGGAACAUCAAAGAAGAUGGCACCCGAGACUUUUGAACAGAGGAUGGAGAGGGCAUGCAAGGAUCGAGACAUCCCUGGUGCGGUGUUGGUCGGUGGUGAUAGAGGAAGAAACUUCCGCUAUGAGAAAGCAUUUGGGUACAGAAGUCUCAAGGAUCUUUCCAACCCCGACCCCAUGCCCUUGGAUGCAACGAUGUGGCUGGCCUCAUGCACGAAACUUAUAGGUACAAUCACUGCCCUGCAGUGUGUUGAAGUUGGACUGUUAGAUCUCGAUAAGGAUAUCUCGGCGAUUUUGCCUGAACUUGGGCAGCUUCAGAUCUUGAAAGGAUUUGAACAAGGUCCAGAUGGGAAAGACAAGCCGGUCUUGGUGGAGAAUACGAAGGCGAUUACUCUAAGGCAUCUUUUGACUCAUUCUUCGGGCCUAGGCUACGAUUUCUUCAAUCCUGUACUUAUGCGUUACCGCGCAACGCAGGGGAUCACUCCCAGUCUGAAACUAAUAAACCCCGUGAAAGAGGCCUUCACCUACCCUCUCCUCUUCGCACCAGGCGAAGGAUGGGAAUACAGCGUGGGUAUCGACUGGGCUAACUGGGCUGUUGAGCGUGUGUCCAAUAUGUCCAUCGAACAGUACAUGGAGAAGUUUAUCUGGGCUCCCCUCGGUAUCAAGUCCAUGACCUUCCAUCCCAAGACCAAGUCAGCUUGUAUGGAGAAGCUGACCGACAUGAGCGUCCGUUCGGGAGGCCAGAAUCCCAUCUUCGGCAUUCCAGCAGACCCGGAGGGGAAAGUCGAGUACACCGAUGAUCGUGUCUGGAAUCUCGAAUCGAGUACGAUUUCUGCUGGAGCGGGGUGUUACGGCUCUGUCAUCGAUUACCAGAAGAUCUUGCAGAGUAUCUGUGCCAAUGAUGGGCAACUGCUGAAUCCACGCAUGGUGAACGAGAUGUUCAAACCUCAGCUCUCGGAAGCGUCGCGCAAGGCAUGGAUGGCGAUGCUUGCUAUCCCCGAGAUCAACCAGUUAUAUGGCGUACUGCCGCAAGGGAUUCAAACUGAUUGGGGACUGGGCGGGUGUCUGAUUAUGGAGGAUUUGCCGGGCGCGACCAAGAAGGGCACGAUGGCAUGGGGAGGAUACCCAAAUCUGCAAUGGUUUUGCGAUCGGAGUGCUGGCAUGUUGGGCAUCUUUGGAUGUCAGAUAUCCAUGCCAGGAGAUUUGAAAGCAAUUGAGCUGUACAGAGAGUGGCGGAAGGAACUGUAUAAGAAGUCUGGGACGGAGCGGCUGUAGAGGACGCACCACGGAUAUGGCAACCGCGGGGUGUACAUACAGUUGCAGCGUUCAAUUUCAAGAAUAUCACUGAAUUUAAGGCUGCUAUGAGAAGGUUGGGUGGUAAGCGCGUGUCAUGUUAUCGGCAAAUUAUCUGGAGGGAGCUUAAUAUUUUAAUAUGUAGUUUUAAGUAUUUUGUGAGUACACAAACCCCCGC
Molecule: messenger RNA, 1901 nt
Organism: Hyaloscypha bicolor E
Lineage: Eukaryota; Fungi; Ascomycota; Leotiomycetes; Helotiales; Hyaloscyphaceae
Product: beta-lactamase/transpeptidase-like protein
Exons: 4
Coding region: 452-1705 (417 amino acids)
Source: RefSeq, a predicted model, not a curated record